Vicia villosa (hairy vetch) is the source of this 1104-nucleotide messenger RNA. RefSeq lists its product as uncharacterized. The coding region runs from base 1 to 1104 and encodes 367 amino acids. Lineage: Eukaryota; Viridiplantae; Streptophyta; Magnoliopsida; Fabales; Fabaceae. The record is from RefSeq and is a predicted model, not a curated record. The transcript has 2 exons.
AUGCCAACGGGGUCUAGGAGAACUCGGGGACGGCCACCAAAAACGGUGUCUCCGGUGGCUACUACUCCUCCAACACCGGCGGCACCACCGGUGAAGGAAACAGAGGAACCUGCAACUGAGCCUGUAAACAAACCUGAUGUAAUUGUGAUUAAUCAAGAAACUUCAAAGAAUGCAAAUGAUAGCGAAACCCUAAAAACGGAGAAGGAGAAUGAGGAACCUAGAAAACUUUGGGUGGAUGUCAUUAGUGGGAAUCGGAAUCCGGCGAAGGGCAGAACUAUGAUGUAUGUUCCACCAACCAUUGUGAACGGGGAAGUGGAUAUCGUCAUCGAGGAAGCUGGUGUUGAGUCGGAACUACGAUUCUGGGAGAAUGCCUUGAUCUUGUAUAUGCUGGGGGAAGACUUGAGUAUGCACGCACUGAAGAGCUUCAUGUUGAAGGCAUGGAAUUUUAUUCAAUUACCAGAUCUUUUCUAUCAUGAUGAUGGAUACUUUAUCCUCCGAUUCAAGACACAUGAUGAUAUGGAUGUUGUGCUUAUGCGAGGUCCUUACACCAUCUGCAACAUUCCGAUGCUGCUGCGUGAAUGGAGGCCCGAUUUCAACCUCAAGACGGACCUGCUUCGCACCCUACCUAUUUGGGUCAAACUUCCGCAAUUGCAUCUGCACCUAUGGGGAGCCACAAGUUUGAACAAGAUAGGUAGUGCCAUUGGUAUACCACUAGUCACAAAUGAAUGCACCAUGCAUAAAUUGAGAGUGUCAUAUGCGAGAAUUUUGGUAGAAAUUGACAUCACACAGAAGCUGCUUGAUGAAAUUACCAUCACUGAUAAUGAAGGUAGAAAGACAAAGCAGCCAAAGAAAAAGAAGGAUGAAGUUGAAAAACCAGGGCACAAUAGAUCAGAGAUAGCACAGCCAGAGACUAGUGGAGUGAAAGAUCAUACUGAGAAUCUCAAGAAGCCAGAGGAAGAAGAAGGAAUCUGGACACCUGUGAGUAAAGCAGUUCGGGAUAGAGGUAAGGGCACUGUGCAAACUGAUUCUUCUGCUAGUUUACAAUGUAUUAAUGGUUUUGGGGCUUUGGGGGCUUUGAAUGGCGCACAAAAUCCCUAUGAUUGA